AGAGAGGUAGGAGUGCGCAGGAUAAGGCGCGUGGAGGCGGUGUGGUGCACGGAGGAGAGAGAAGGAGGUGAGGAGAGGGAUAAGGAAGCCAUUGAAGAAGUGAAGAAGAUGAGAAGAGUGGGCCUUGUUUGGGAGAAGAUUAGCCAGUGAGUAACACACACCACACUACACCCAGAACGUUUCGUCAAUCAGCAUUUGUUGGAGAGCAUUUGAAAGUUGGUGAGCUAUGGAGGGGCUUCCACUAGAAUUCUUCAAAGUUUUUCUCAUCCAGAAAGGUUCUACGCAGUUGCAAAUACCAAGAUCUUUUACCAAGUUUUUUAAUGGAAUCGCACCAUGUAAGGUCGUUGUUGAAGAACACGGUGGAAAAUAUUGGGAUGUUAAGUUGGAAAAAAUGGAGGGUCUUUUGGUUUUCAAAAAUGGGUGGCAGGAAUUUGUGAAGGAGAAAAAUCUAGAAGAAGGGGACUUUUUGGUUUUUCAGUAUGAUGGCAAAACUACGUUUACUGUGAAGAUAUUUGCGAAAACUGGGUGCAGGAAAGUGGCUGCAUCUCCAAGCCGUGUAAAAGUUGUUCCCAUUGUGAAUUUGGAAGAAGAUUCUGAUGAGGAUAGUUAUAAAAUCCAGAGCAAUGGUGUACGGAAACGUCCACUGCCUAGUUCCAAAGCAAAUGUGAAAUCAGAGGGUGCAUGUCCAUUCGAAGGAGCUCAGCGCAAAUCAAAAAGAGUGAAGGAAGGAAAAGAUAAAACGAAUGACGAGAAACCUGCUCUUGCAAAGCAUGUUCCACUGGAGAAUGCUCAUUUUCAAAUAUGUUUUACUUCUCGAUAUAAACUGAAAAGAGUGGAACUUCCUAGAAAAUUGCUCAAAAUGAGGAAUAUCAAGCUGCUAAAAAAUAUAACUCUCAGGGAUGAGAAUGACGAGUCAUGGCCGGUGCUGAUCAAUUCUAGUAAUGAUCGUAAUUAUCUGGGAAGUGGAUGGUUGACUUUUAAGAAGAAUAAAAACAUUCAAGAAGGCUCUCGGUGUGAUUUUCAAUUUGUUGUUAACAAAUCAAAUAUGGCCAUAGAACUGCUUGUGCACGUGAUAUCGAAGAUAAGUAAAUAGUUUAGUACAUGAAUUAUCAUUUUGGUAUGAAUUAAGAUUACACUCAUCUUGUGCCUUUACUUAUUUAGAAGGGUUAUAGAGAUGAUGAUUUGCACUUGGAGAGGGAUGC
This is a messenger RNA of Vigna unguiculata (cowpea), 1202 nucleotides long. Its product is annotated as putative B3 domain-containing protein At5g66980. Gene Ontology annotation, molecular function: DNA binding. The record is from RefSeq and is a predicted model, not a curated record. NCBI's taxonomy places the organism in Eukaryota, Viridiplantae, Streptophyta, Magnoliopsida, Fabales, Fabaceae.